Messenger RNA from Camelus dromedarius (Arabian camel), 672 nucleotides. It is a transcript of the gene TMSB15A, whose product is annotated as thymosin beta 15A. The coding region runs from base 131 to 268 and encodes 45 amino acids. Gene Ontology annotation, cellular component: cytoplasm. The record is from RefSeq and is a predicted model, not a curated record. Gene Ontology annotation, molecular function: actin monomer binding. The transcript is spliced from 3 exons. Gene Ontology annotation, biological process: regulation of cell migration; actin filament organization. Lineage: Eukaryota; Metazoa; Chordata; Mammalia; Artiodactyla; Camelidae.
GGGUCUUCCACGCAACUUAACUUCAGGGUUCCGCGCGGGAAGGCUAACCUCGUCCUGCGUGCGGAGCAGUCUCAGCGCAGCCGUCGGCCUGUCCCUGGUCUUCAAGCCUUCGGUGUUUCUUUUAGUCAAGAUGAGUGAUAAGCCAGACUUGUCUGAAGUGGAGAAGUUUGACAGGUCAAAACUGAAGAAAACUAAUACUGAAGAAAAAAAUACCCUCCCCUCAAAGGAAACUAUCCAGCAGGAGAAAGAGUGUGUUCAGACAUCAUAAAAUGGGGAUCUCCUCCCAAGAACAAAUUUCAACAUUGCCUGAAUGUCUUGGUUUUAGGCUUGUUUUUUGUAAACCUAUGUGUUUGUAGAGAUUUUAGGCAUCUUCUGAUGUUUUCUCAUCCAUAAUCCCUGGCUAAGAGGUCAGAGAUAACCAAUGUUCCCUUACUUUCAUUUUUAAACUUUCCAUUUUUGAACAUUCCAGCUGGCUGAUGCUGUCAGUAAUCUCACCACUGAUGACCUUUGUGUGUGUAGUCCUUGCAUCCCUAAAGGAUAAGUCACUUGUAACUUUCUACACCGGAUGUCUCUACUGUUCCAUAACCUUCAUGAAGUGACAUGCAUUUGCAGCUUCUCACAGUUUAUUUUCAUUUCUAAUGUAGCAAUAAAAUAAUAAACAUAAUCAUUUUG